AGAUUCACUGGACAUAUUCGUAGACAAGACAAACACAUGUAUCAAAAUCAGCCUUAACAUGGAAAGCAAAAUCAAGGCUGCCCACGUAUAACAUGACUGCCUUAGAAUUUAAAUAUGUGGGCACCAGCAUGGAGGAGGAAGUUGCAUAUGACCUAUCUUUGUGGAGAGCUUAUGGCCUAUGCACUGAAUGAUGUGGGAGGACCCUAAAGUCCUAAACCUAUAUUUGAACAGGAUUAUCCUUAUAGAGAUGCCAGUUGCAAGAAUGGCAGGUGAUACUUUAUUAUAUAACAUAUAAGUUCUAGAGUCUCCAAUAUGGACAUUUCACAGAACGAAGUGCAGACCUCAAGCUCAGAGCACCUUAAUGAAGUCAGCGCUAUUCCUACCGACUGUCACCUGGGUAGCCAAGUGCUGACAUUGGUUAGCAGCAAUGGAAAUCAGUUUGUAGUCAUGUCAUCAGAUUCAGAUUCUCUGAGCCUUGCAGAUGCGGGACUUAUUCAGCAGGGAGGAGAAUCUGUUCUCAACCUAGAUGAGUCGACCAGGUAUCUCUUCCAGAACCAUGCCAUGACCAACGCCGUUAUGCUUCAAGAUGGCACCUAUCAGAUUCUUGACCAGCCGUUGGUUCAGGUGGAAAGAGAAGAUGGUACAAUUGAGACUCAGACACUCCACAUUGAAGUACUUCGGGCUCUACAGGAGAACCUGGCCCAGCAGAUGCCAGUCAUAGACUCAAACUACACCCUAGAAGGGAUGGACAGCUUAGACGAGGCAUCUUCUUCCUCUAUUAUAAAGGUGGAACCUCCUUUGAACCCAAACCUGGAGGAAUCUGUGACCGAAGACUCUGUGGACCAGACAGAUCUGCUGCCAAAAGAACAUCAAUUCAGCGAGCAGGAUGAUGAGUCGAUGAAGGAAGCAAGAGAAACAACCCAGUCUGACAGCAGUGUAGAAACCAAAAGAAAGAAACGACAGCCAAAGGAGCCCAAGAAAGUGAUCAUCAAAAAAGACCCAGAAACCAAGGAGCCAGAUUUAAACAGCCCCAUUCCUCUCUCAGAUCAGACCAUUAUCACAGUGAAAGGGAAGAAAUGUGUUUUAGCUUUCAACCAAGAAACCCAACAAGUUUGUGCAUACCCACUUAAGCCAGCCCCAGGUACUAAACGAAGAGGUCGGCCCAGACUGACAGAAGAGGAAAAAGCAGAAAGAAAGAAAAAUAUUUCAGUGAAAAUUGAGACCAUUGCUGAUCAACCAGCUUCGCAGACGGAGAAAAGUAAUGCAGCAGAGACGCUCUUAGAGUUGUCAAAUAUAGGAAAAGAUGGAGUGAGAAGAAGUGCCAGGAAAAGAAAAAAAGCCAAAUUGUUUGAUGAAUAUGAAGAACUUGAAGACUCUGAUGAAGACAAGGAACCCACUUUUGUCGACAGUCAAGAGAAAGAUCCAGACAUAAAAAUCGAACUCGCUGAAGCCAAGAAAAAGAAACUUGUUGUACCUAAAGAAGAAAUUCCUCUACUGUCAUCUUCUGCCAUCAUACUUGAUAACUCAGUUCAGCCUCCCAAAAAGCGUGGCAGAGGGCGGCCAAGACGGUACCCCAACCCUGGCCAGCAGCAGAGUCACACAUCCAUACCUGCGGUUAUGAUACCAUCAGCCAAUGGACAGACAUUAGUUAUGGCUCCUUUGCAGGGUCUACAAAACCUUCAGAAUUUUAGGCGACAGCUUCCAAAUUUGGUUCCCAAACCUAUCACUGACUCCAAUGGUCAGGUGACUACAGAAGUGUCUGACGUGGGGACGUUGCCUCUUUCAUCUGACACUGACACAAUGCCUCUAGACACUUCAGGUGCCCUGGACAGUAACAGUAUAAUACCUAAAGCUUUACAAGGAGACUCUGUACCUCUUGUUGGGGAAAAUGAAACGUCUGAUCAAGGAGAAACCUUGGACCAACAAACUACAGGGCUGUUGACCUUUAUGACCCCUACCAAUACUGUUGGAGACAACCAGAAAGAUGAUUCCACGUCUGAUAGCUCCCUUCCUUCUAGUCAAACUACAGUCAUUAGGAUUCCUAACAACCUGCUAGCAUCUUUGGGAUUCAAGAAAGACCCUGUGAAAAUCGGUUUGAAGGCCACAGAAAGAGAACUGGAAAAGUUAAAGUGUCCCAAGUGUGAUUUCCAGGGGUAUUACAUGCAGCAGUACCGCAACCACAUUGCAACUCAUGGUGACGAUAUCCAGAAAUGUAAAUGCUGCAGUUAUCUGUCCUUGGACAGUGAUGACCUGUUAGAACAUUUCAAAGAACAACAUCCGCGGUGUAUCUGUCUAGAGUGUGACUACAUGGCAGAGCAUGCGUACAUCAUCAAGCGUCACAUGAUGCGUCAUGACACCAAGAGCUGCACAUGUAGCACCUGUGGGAAGGUUUACAAGGAUAUGUAUAUAUUAAAAAUGCACAUCAAGAUGGUGCACAUGCCUGCGGAGGUUUUAUUUGAAUGUGACGUGUGUUGGAAGAAGUUCACCAGGAAGGCUCAUCUCAAACGUCACUUGCGGAUCCAUGACCCAGAGAAGCCCUACAAGUGCUCAGUCUGUGAUUAUAGGGGCUGUGAGAGGUCAGACAUAUCCAAGCAUAUGUUGAUACACCAAGAUCCAAAGCAUGCCUGCGAGCGCUGUGGUAAAACAUUUAGGCAUAUAAAAAACAAAGAGCUUCAUGUUAAAAGACAUUUUGGUCAAAGAGACUACAAGUGUGGGGUGUGUGACUUCUUUGGCUACACGUUCACAGACAUCCGUAAGCACAUAGAGAGAAAGCAUCAGGACAUCAAAACAUUGAUCUGUGAUAAGUGCAAUAAGCAGUUUAAAAGUGAAGCUGCUCUUAAGGAACAUCAGCCAUCCUGUAACAGCGUGAUGAUGAUAGAGCAAGUCCUGGCCAUUCCAACAUCUGCCGGCGGAACAAGUCAGGCCACCAUACAGAUUCCGUCCAACAUACGUCAGGACGGCACUGUGAUGAUAGAUGGCCAGGCCAUCAAUCUGAAUGGCCACACAAUAACUGUCAAAAAGAAUAGAGUUCUCAUGGUAGCAGGAGAACAACGCCUCGUCAUGGCUGAGCGAACAACAGAAGAGGAUGAAGACGAGAUUGACGAUGUGGAGUCUGGGAUCAACCAGGCCAUGCAGAUCAUCGGCGAAACGAUCAUGACAGAGUCCGGAGAGGAAAUGCACAUCAUAUCCCAGGAGUCUCUGAAUGACCCCACUCUGCAGAACAGCCUCAGGCAAGCUCACCUCAUAGACCAGAAUGGUCAGUUGUUUCGAGCCGAGGACCUGCACAGCAUUGUCAGUCAAAAUGGGCAUAUUUUUUACAAAACGGAACAGGAUGGCAUUGACCAAAGCGUAGACAUGAUUGAGGAGCCCAAACAGUCGAUUGACCGGCAAAGUCAGCACUCGGAGCUGGACGAUGAGAUGGGGCACCAGUUUAUGGGUCAGGCAGGACAGCCGGGACAGGAACUUGAGCCCCCCUCGGAAGAAACAUUAGAAGAGAAUCUAAAAGAAUUUCAUGAAGUGAUGAAACAGGAAUCAUCUGAGAAUUACAGUCAGGACGGCACAGAAGCUUUAGAUCAUGACUCGGCGGAUACGCAUUCUUAGCAAAACGUAUUUUCCCUUGUCCCGUCACAUUGGAGCUUUACUCUCAUCUCUCAGGAGUUUAACUUUUGUACACAUCAUGUGUAUGCCUUCAUUUUUACAUGUGCGUGUGAACGAGUGUAUUUAUUUUGACAUUUAAUUUAUUGCAAAUUUGAAUCCAGUUUUUUUUUUUAGAAAACUUUCUAACUAUUGACAUUUACGUCCAUGUUGCCAUUGGAAUAUGCAAUGCAUUAUUUACAAUAUUUGUAAUUGUCAUUGGAUUUACUUCACCAACUGCCUGGUCGUGCGGUUUGCACGCUGGACUGUCGUUCGGAUUUAUCGACGGUCGAGGGCUCAAACCCUGCCCGCUAUCAUCCCCCCGUCGUCCUGCGGGAGGUUUGGACUAGGAAGUAAACUAUCUUCAACUCUGAAGGAACAUCCGAAACAUGUAAAACAAACAAAUUAGUGCACGCUUUUAUUGACAUUGAUAGGACUUGAUAUCUUCAUCAUGGUUAAAAAGGAUAUCAUUGGUGUUCUGUCUGUAAAUAGUAGAUUUAUCAGGCCCUGACAAAGCAUUGCUCUGGGGUCUAUCAUUUAAGAAUGACUAUUUUCAAUAAAAUAACUGGAUAGGUGUUUUGCCCCCCCCCCCUCACUAAAUGUGCCUGGUGCAUUUAAACACACUAUCGGGGAGUAUAAAAAUACAGAGAAAAACCCAAAUAUCCAUUACAUAUAUCAUUUCACUCUCAACUCUCUGAAAAGAACAAAUCUGGAGCUUAUGUUUCUAAGUUUAUAUCUGUUCUGUGUUCAUGUGUACAUUUGAUCAGUACUGGACUAUCUGGUUGAUGUUAGCUGAAUGUGAUUCUCUCUGACCUAAUGGAGGAGAAACAUUUGGAGAAAAAGGAUUUGAAAAAUGAUAAAAAUAAAUCUUGGAAAUCCUAAUUGUUGGAGAGCCUAAAUAUCUUCACUGCCACGUCUGAAUAAAUAACUGAAUGAAAUGAAGUCUUUUGACAUUGAGUUUAUCUUCUCUGAUUUUCUGUUUUCUUGAUUUAAAAAAAAAAAAAUGUAAUGGCUGCUUUCUUAAAUUAAACAAAAAUUUGUAGUUGUAAUGUAAAUGCCUUGAUGGUUUUAAAAACAGCCAUUGUUGGUCAUGUUGCUAAGCAUUAGGUAACAUAAUUAGAAAUCAUUGUUGGAAUAUUGUUCAUGUCUCUCUGUAUUUGAGAUCAUUCUUUUGAUUUCACAUAAUGUCUGUAUUAUAUGAGUUUAAGUUAUUGGUUAACAUGCAUGACAAGAUGCAUGACAAAUAAGACGUAAUCAUCUUCUUUUUUUGAAGUAACGUCUGUAUUAUAUAAGAUAAGCUUAGGAUAUUUCCUAGCAUUUGAACAUCACCCCAAAAUAAGAUAAAAGAAUGAUAAUCUGCUAUAACUCCAGUGAUUAGAACUUUCUGUGAGACGAGCUCUUGACCAAGGUAAUCUUUUAGGGUAGUGUACAGAGAAGGUGCUGGAACAUUGUGCUGGACAACUUCCUAACUGUAGACCCAGCUUCCCUCUUCAUAUGUUUCUGAUGGGCAUGUCCUGGGUUGUGAUACUUAAGGUAGCUGGACUCUCGACCAAGAUUUUCAUUGUAUAGAAUUGAUUGUGGAUGUUUAAUUUUCUGUUUACAUUUGUUGUGUAACUGGGCUCAUCAAAUUGCAACUUAAUAUUUCCAAUGUAAAUAAAAAGGAAACAAAAAAUAUUGCAAUAAUUUUUUAAUUUAAUUGAAAA
Molecule: messenger RNA, 5336 nt
Organism: Biomphalaria glabrata
Lineage: Eukaryota; Metazoa; Mollusca; Gastropoda; Planorbidae
Product: RE1-silencing transcription factor A-like
Exons: 19
Coding region: 313-3600 (1095 amino acids)
Cellular component (GO): nucleus
Molecular function (GO): DNA binding
Source: RefSeq, a predicted model, not a curated record